GUCUGACCAAAUCAUCAUUCUUCAGUUUUACCAAUUGUCGUCUUUCGAGUCCCAUCGACACAAUGCCUUUUAACUACAACAAAGUUCUCGUCCUAGGCGCCACUUCUGGCAUCGGUUGGGCUCUUGCAAGUAAGCUCGUCCAAAAUGGCACUUCGGUCAUUGUCACAGGCCGUAGACAAGAGAGGCUGGACGAGUUCGUCUCUCAGCACGGCAAAGAGAAGGCUGAGGCCGUACAGUUCGACAUCACGAAGCUGGACGCUAUUCCAGAAUUCGUUAAAAAUUUGAUGGAGUCUCACCCGGACAUCGACAGCAUCUUCCUGAACUCUGGCAUUCAGAGAGGAUUUGACUUCUCGAAGCCAGAGAGCAUUGACCUCAGCUCAGUCUCGGAAGAGAUGAAUACCAACUACAUCUCAUACAUCCACUUGGUCACUGCCUUUACCCCAUACCUUCAAAAGCAAAGCAAUCAGACCUCCUUUGUUUUCACCACAUCUGGACUAGCAUUGGUCCCCAUGAUCAGAUGUCCCAACUACUGCGCUUCCAAGGCAGCACUGCACCACUUCAUCCUGGUGCUCCGAGAGCAGCUCAAGAACGGACCUGGCAAUAUCCAGGUUAUCGAGAUCUUCCCUCCUGCCGUGCAAACCGAAUUACAUGACGAGAAGCACCAGCCGGACAUCAAGAACGGCGGUCAAAUCGGAAUGCCUUUGAAGGACUUCACGGAGGCUACAUGGGCAGGACUUGAAGCUGGCAAGGACCAGAUUCCGGUGGGCAUGUCGGAGGGCUCAUUCAACGGAUGGGAACAGGAAAGGCAGAAGGCGUUCCACGGUAUGAAUGCGCAUAUCGCAAAGAUGAUGGCACAACAUUCAGAGUAGAGACAAGAUGUAGGCAGACUACUCGUAGAUAGAUGAAGAGGAAAUAGUAACUAUAGGUGGAGGAUACGAACACGACAUGACGUUGCUGGAGGCUUGGCCAGGCCGCGUGCAUGUGAAACAUCAGAGCACUGCCCACGCGCGACCCGAUUCCACCAGCGAGUCUUCUUAAACCCCCUCCUUCCCUCGGUCGAAGAAGCGAUAAUUACUGCUCGUCAACUCUCAGCCAUGGCACCAUUCGAGGAAAUGCAGAUUGCUCAGCUCAACCGGUCGAUCCGGACCAUCAAAGCGG
Molecule: messenger RNA, 1158 nt
Organism: Aureobasidium subglaciale EXF-2481
Lineage: Eukaryota; Fungi; Ascomycota; Dothideomycetes; Dothideales; Saccotheciaceae
Exons: 2
Coding region: 63-869 (268 amino acids)
Molecular function (GO): oxidoreductase activity
Source: RefSeq, a predicted model, not a curated record